AUGUCGCGCAUCGAAGAGCUUCCGGAUGACUUUGAUGAGUCUCUCAACCUCAAUGAAAUCCCUCCGGAGGCUGCGCAAGGCCCGCCACCAGAUCUGCCACAACCCGGGUUUGACGCUUUCGCCGCCUCCAAUGAAGCGCCCUUCCCUAUCAACGAAGAACGCCUAAAAGAAGUACAGAAUGACCCUUCCGCACCUCGCAUGCCGCCGACCAUGGCUUCGGUCAGAUCGCAUUCGAAGGACGAGCUCGUCAGUAUGAUGAACAAAACGCCGUUGUUCAUGACCGAUAUCGAAAACGCAGGCGAUGAAAAUGGCGAAAACGUGCUUCUUGAUGCCCUGACCGCACUGCAAAAUGAAGGUACCCGUGGUGAGGUCGCCCUGAGCUUCAAGGAGCAAGGCAACGAGGCGGUCCAAGAAUUACGAUGGAUCGAUGCGAAGGAAUUUUACACCAAGAGUAUUGCUGUAAUCUAUGCCAAAGAAGAUAAAUGGGAGAAACCUGAGGAUCCGGCUGCAGAGAAGGAAUUACUACGCCAGAUGGAGGAGUUGUCGCACAUCAACCGGGCACGAUGUAAUCUUGAACUCGGCAACUAUCGCUCCUGCACUCUCGAUUGUGCUGCUACCCUCAAGCUGAACCCCAACAAUAUCAAGGCCUAUUAUCGUUCUUCCAUGGCCUUAUUAAAAUUAGACAAAAUCCCUGAAGCCGAAGACUCGGCUGCUCGUGGUUUGGCCGUGGAUCCAGAGAACAAGUCCUUACAGGCUGCUGCGAAGCAAAUUGCCGAGCGCAAAGCUGCACUGGAGCGCGUUGCUGCAAAGAAAAGGGCAGAAGAAGAGCUAGCGCGGAAAAAGAACCUUGUUCUGAGCACUGCUCUGCGCGCGCGCCAGAUCAGAACCCGCAAAACAGGCCAGCCACCCGAGAUGGAAGAUGCAGGUAUUCGGUUGGUCCCUGACCCUCUUUCGCCUGAAAGCUCCGUGGAGUUUCCUGUCGUGUUUCUCUACCCUAUGGACGCCCAAUCCGACUUUAUCAAGGCGUUCUCGGAAUUGAAUACUAUUACGGAUCACCUCGAAUACAUUUUCCCUCUUCCAUGGGACACAAAGAAGGAAUACUCUAUUAACAAUGUGGAGUGCUUCAUGCAGACCGUAUCGGGUGGCCUCAUUAAAGCCGGCAAGAAGCUCCCCUUGCUGCAGAUCCUGUCGGGUGGAAAGGUUGAAGUGAUCGAUGAGUUGGUGCGGAUAUUCAUCGUACCAAAUGCGAAGACUGGUGCAUUCAUUGCUGAAAUGAAGGCGCGGAAGGAGGGCUGA
Messenger RNA from Penicillium chermesinum, 1296 nucleotides. RefSeq names its product HSP70/90 family co-chaperone CNS1. NCBI's taxonomy places the organism in Eukaryota, Fungi, Ascomycota, Eurotiomycetes, Eurotiales, Aspergillaceae. The transcript is spliced from 3 exons. Gene Ontology annotation, biological process: protein folding. Gene Ontology annotation, molecular function: Hsp90 protein binding. Bases 1 to 1296 code for a protein of 431 amino acids. The record is from RefSeq and is a predicted model, not a curated record.